CAGCCGCUAUGCCGCUUGUUACCUGAGUCGCCAACAACCAGCACGCGCACCUUGUCGAUUGCCGCCAUAUUGUUGUGUUGUUGUGUUGUGUUGUGUUGUGUUGAAAUGGCCUGCCUUCUUGGAACGAAAACUGGCCACUUGGAACUGGCCGCCGCCGCUGAGUGAAAACACAAUCACGCCGUACGCGGACGCGCUGAGCCGCCAUCGUGACAAAAAAGAGACAGCGAGAUACGCUAAAAGGAAGUGAGAAGAGUGCGAGCCAAGAGCUGAUUAUUUGUUUUCUUUUCGAAUCAGGCGCCUAUUCAGUGCGCGUUUGUAUAAAACGGAGCCUUACAGGAACGGAGAAUGGGUGAUCAACGGUACGUUACCGAGAUUCCGAGCAGCUUAAAGCAGCUGGCCAGGCUGGUGGUACGUGCUUUCUACACAAUCGAGGACGCGCUGGUGGUGGACAUGCUGGUCCGGAAUCCCUGCAUGAAGGAAGACGAUAUCUGCGAGCUGUUAAAGUUUGAGCGUAAAAUGCUGCGAGCCCGCAUCUCGAUUUUGCGGACCGACAAAUUUCUACAAGUGCGGCUUAAAAUGGAAACCGGGCCCGACGGAAAGGCGCAGAAAGUGAAUUACUAUUUCAUCAACUACAAAACGUUCGUGAACGUGGUUAAGUACAAGCUGGAUCACAUGCGCAAACGCAUGGAGACGGAGGAACGGGAUGCCACGAGCCGGGCGAGUUUCAAGUGUCCUUCCUGCAACAAAACCUUCACCGAUCUCGAGGCGGACCAGCUGUACGAUUUCAGUACGGACGAAUUUCGCUGCACGUACUGCGGCAGCGCGGUUGAGGAAGACAGUUCGGCACUACCGAAGAAGGACUCAAGACUGUUACUAGCUAAAUUCAACGAGCAAAUGCAACCAUUGUACGACCUGCUACGGCAGGUAGAAGGCAUCAAACUCGCCCCGGAGAUCCUCGAACCUGAACCCGUGGACAUAGACACGAUACGAGGAAUUGCCAAACCCACCACCAAAGCACCGACGGAGCAAUGGUCCGGCGAAGCAACGAGGUCGAGCGGAUUUGCCGUGGAAGAGACACGGGUAGAUAUUACGAUUGGUGAUACGGACACGCUGGACACAUCGUCACAGCGUAAGGAUCGUCCGGUCUGGAUGACCGAGUCGACCGUAAUUGCAAACGAUAUGGACGAAAACUCAGUCGAUGCCAUCCUGGAGAAAGCUGCCUUCACCUCCACACAGCCAUCACCGAUCGGUGGGAACAAUAUCAGUGGCAGUAUUAACAAUAACGUGUCGACGAACAUUAUGUCGACUCGCGGCCGCAAGGAAGCGGACGAUAUCAUGUCGGUGUUGCUUCAGCACGAGAAGCAGAGCGCUAGCAACACGACCAACGAGGCGGUCCGCGGGCUGGCACAUAACAACGACGGCAACUCGAGUGAUACCAGCGAUGAUGAUCGUGAUAUCGAGAACGCCGAAAUUCCUACCGUAGAAAUCAUUGACUCCGAUUCCGAAGACGAUAUGCCGACUGUAACGGUGGCGGGUAGACCUUAUCCGUUGGAUGAAAUCAACGACACGCUGAUUGCAGAUAUGACGCCGCAGGAGAAGGAAACCUACAUACAAGUGUAUCAAGACCAUUUCAGUCACAUUUACGAUUAA
This is a messenger RNA of Anopheles bellator, 1650 nucleotides long. RefSeq names its product general transcription factor IIE subunit 1 (gene TfIIEalpha). The record is from RefSeq and is a predicted model, not a curated record. The transcript has 3 exons. Gene Ontology annotation, biological process: transcription open complex formation at RNA polymerase II promoter; transcription initiation at RNA polymerase II promoter. Lineage: Eukaryota; Metazoa; Arthropoda; Insecta; Diptera; Culicidae. Bases 346 to 1650 code for a protein of 434 amino acids. Gene Ontology annotation, cellular component: transcription factor TFIIE complex.